UGGUUGUUGAUUUGGGUCUAUGUGUAUCUCCAUGAAGGGAAUGCAUGAUCUUAUAUCAAUCUUCUGGCGAUACCUCAAUCAAAUCCACAACCCUAUUCCCGUAACCAACACUCCCCAAUCCAAACAUGGUCGCUCCGGGAAUGACAAUCAAUUCCAUUUCCAGCACCAAUAUUGCCAUUGUCCCCUACAGCUGUCCGGUACGCCGCCCAACUCUAAUUACACGACCGUUUCUCACCUCACUCACCGGUAUCCCUCGCCUCAACCCAUUCGCAAGACCCCCGUCUCCAUCCUAUCACAGCAUCGAAACGCCGCGGCAUCGACCUCACCAUGCAGUGCAAUGUCCCAUUCCUGCACGUUGAUGACUCCAGGUUACACCGUCCGGUACGGAUCUCCGCCCGCCAUGGCUGUGACUAGCCGGACCAACAAAGCUGGUACUCCCAAUUGGGACGAGCACGACCGCAGCCACGCCCAUCUUGCACCGUUUCGAGAAAUCCACGAUAUUCCUGAAGCGUCGUGUAAGAUAAUUUCCCCGCUGCUGAUCUCACCUCCUCUGCAAAAGAAUUUGUGAUGUUG
Aaosphaeria arxii CBS 175.79 is the source of this 573-nucleotide messenger RNA. RefSeq lists its product as uncharacterized. The record is from RefSeq and is a predicted model, not a curated record. NCBI's taxonomy places the organism in Eukaryota, Fungi, Ascomycota, Dothideomycetes, Pleosporales. The coding region runs from base 32 to 568 and encodes 178 amino acids. The transcript has a single exon.